CUCGUAACCAGUAGAAAUGGAGCUGUAUAACGCUUUCAGAGACAGAUGUGUGGCCAGGCAACUCCGUGAUUGCGGGAAGAGGGAUCGUCUUCGCCAAUUGAUCUCACAGAACGGGUUCCUCACGAGGAUUGCGUCGCUGUCCAGCACGGUCCAGCAGUACGAGGACCCUAUAAACCAGGAGCUCGCCCUGGAAGCGAUCGACGUUGAGCGCCUGUAUAAAGGUGCUGAUGAGAGGCUACAGCAGGAGGAGAAUAGAUCCAAGGGCUAUGACUUCACGGACUGUCUGGUGCUGGAAACACUCCAUUGGUUCAAGACAGACUUCUUCAAGUGGACCAACGAGCCUGAGGUUGCGCCGGAGCUGGGCAAGCCACAACGCAUCUCUGUUGAGAGAUCCAGUCCACAGGAGGCCCGAGAAGGCGGUGCCUCUGUCACUGAGGUGUACCGCUGUGCUGACGGGUCUCUGGUGAGGUACCCGCGCUACAACAACCCUGCGAUGCUGCUGAAGACCAGAAACGGCCGGUGUGGUGAAUGGGCCAACUGCUUCGCUCUGAUCUUACGAUCCUUAGGACUGAGAGUGAGAUACGUGUGGAAUGCUGAAGACCACGUGUGGACAGAGUACUGGUCGAACUCGCAGGGGAGGUGGAUCCACCUCGACUCGUGCGAAGACGCCUUUGAUAACCCUGAGCUCUAUAACAAGGGUUGGGGUAAGAAGAUGAGCUAUUGUAUCGCCGUUGGGAUACAUGGCUACCAGGACGUGUCAAGAAGAUACGUUGUUGAUGCUGAAAAGGCACUGCCUAGGGAUAAAGUAGACGAGUCUGUUCUGAAAGAGGCCCUGGCUCUUCUCACGGCACUCCAAAGAGCCGCUCUACCAGCUCCGGAACUCACGACGCUGAUGAUCCAGGACUACUUCGAAACGCUUGAGCUGGGCGGUAGCCUGGCUCGUGCUUCACCAUCCGCCAGCCAGCUGGCUCCAAGACAGAGCGGCUCCAUUGCGUGGACUACAGCAAGGGGAGAAGCGGGAAAUUAGCAGUGUAUAUGUAUAUGUGUGGAUGUGUGUAUCAGUGUAAGGAGAUGUUUCGCUUUAGAAGUGGACCUUGUCGACGUAUUUUGAAACCAUUGGCUUGUAGCUACUCUCAACCUUCUUUGUCAAGUCGACAGUCUUAUCAAAUGCUUUGAAAUAAUCAACGAUUCUUUCAACGGCCCAGGACUUACCAUCGUGUUGGACAAAGGCCAGAUGGCCACCGAG
Molecule: messenger RNA, 1246 nt
Organism: Williopsis jadinii
Lineage: Eukaryota; Fungi; Ascomycota; Saccharomycetes; Phaffomycetales; Wickerhamomycetaceae
Gene: PNG1
Product: peptide-N4-(N-acetyl-beta-glucosaminyl)asparagine amidase
Exons: 1
Coding region: 17-1027 (336 amino acids)
Biological process (GO): protein quality control for misfolded or incompletely synthesized proteins; glycoprotein catabolic process; protein deglycosylation
Cellular component (GO): nucleus; cytosol
Molecular function (GO): peptide-N4-(N-acetyl-beta-glucosaminyl)asparagine amidase activity
Source: RefSeq, a predicted model, not a curated record